UGACUUCUCUCCCUCAGAGGCAGGGUUCCUAGACGAGGUGACCCAGGACAGCUUCGUGCUGGGCCCGGGCUACGACCGCCCCUACCAGCUGGAGCCCGCGGUGAGGGAGCCCAAGAGCAUCCAGCUGUACCAGCACCUCAACCUCAAGAGCUGCAUCUGGACCUUCGACGCUUAUUACGACAUGACCGAGUUAACUGAUGUCUGUGGGGGCUCUGUCACCGCUGACUUCCAGGCAAGGGACUCUGCUCAGUCCUUCCUGACAGUCCACGUCCCUCUCUACGUGUCCUACAUCUGUGUGACGGCACCGAGGGGCUGGGCUUCCCCGGAGCACCGCAGCGAGAUGGAGUUCUCCUUCUUCUACGACACCGUUCUCUGGAGGACAGGUGAGCCUGAGGCGCUCCAAGGGCUAUGGAAGAAGUGGUUCCUUCAUGUUUUCCCCUUAGCUCCUGCACUGCCCCCAGAGUCCUGAGGGAGCGGGGAACUCGGAAUAUUGCCUUCCUCUGUGCUUGCGGGGGGCUUAGGCAGCCGGUGGCUGACGGAGGG
Cyanistes caeruleus (blue tit) is the source of this 543-nucleotide messenger RNA. Lineage: Eukaryota; Metazoa; Chordata; Aves; Passeriformes; Paridae. The record is from RefSeq and is a predicted model, not a curated record.